AUGGAGGCAGAACUCGCACAGCUCAAGGAGCAGGUAAAGGCGUUGACGGCUAGAGUCAACAAAGUCCAAGAUGAAGCAGAAGUCCGCAAAACCCACUUCAAAUACGGCUACUACCUCGACAAAUGCCUCUACGAACAAGUCGUAGACAUGUUCUCCGACCACCCAGACGCCUACGUCGAGUUUCUCGGCUCCCGCUAUCGCGGUAAAGAAGGCAUUCGCCGCCUCUACAUCGGCCGCUUCGCUCGCACGUUCGUCAAUGGCCGCAAUGGCCCUGUCCAUGGAUUCCUGCUCGAUCACCCCAUGCUGCAGGACAUCAUCGAUGUGAAUGAGGACGGGACGCACGCUUGGGGGCGGUUGAGGGCAUUGAUGAGUGCUGGGACGCACGAUAGUAUUAGGGAGACGCAUCCGAGGGGACAUGCGCAGUGGUGGGAGGGUGGACUGUAUGAGAAUGAGUAUAUCAAGGAGGGCGGGGCGUGGAAGUUGUUCAAGUAUCGGUAUUUCCCGUUCUGGCAUGGGGAGUUUGAGAAGGGGUGGAGCCAUACGAAGCAGAACUAUAUACCGUGGCCGAAGGUGACUUAUCCGGAAGAUCCAUACGGCCCCGAUGAGUUGCUCGAGCAGAAGAUGCUGUGGCCGGAUACCAGGGUGGUGCCGUUCCAUUACCCGCAUCCUGUGACGGGGAAACAUGUUGCGGAGGAUGACUUGCGAGCACCGCAUUACGGGAAAGAUGUAAGCACAUCUGAUCCCCCAUUGUCGCUGGCUCCGCCAAAGGACCAGCAGGAGAGGUCGCAAAGUGAUGGCGGUGCAGCGACUAGCACCAGCACCUUACAGAAUGGCACGAAUGGGGACACCAAGGAACUCCGUCAGGAGGUGGAGCAUAUCGAGAUCGCAGCCUGA
Messenger RNA from Cyphellophora attinorum, 894 nucleotides. RefSeq lists its product as uncharacterized. The coding region runs from base 1 to 894 and encodes 297 amino acids. Lineage: Eukaryota; Fungi; Ascomycota; Eurotiomycetes; Chaetothyriales; Cyphellophoraceae. The record is from RefSeq and is a predicted model, not a curated record. The transcript has 3 exons.